AUGCAGGCCAACAUUGCCAAGGCAGUGAGUGCAGGAGCAGGGGCCAUCAAGGCCCUCAUGGAGCUUCAGGCUGUCAAGCCCAUGAUGCCAAAGGGCUCCAGCCACAAACUCAGCUGUCUGGCUUUCAUUGCUCACCCCAAGCUUGGGAAGAAGAUUCAAAGCUACAUGGCCAAGGGUCGUAGACUCUGCCAACCAAAGCCUAAGGUUCAAACCAUGGCAGAGGCCAAAACUCCAGCUAAGGCCUCAGCUCCAGUCCAGGCUCCCAAGGGUACCCAGGACCCUGUGAAGGCCCCAUAG
Messenger RNA from Rattus norvegicus (Norway rat), 297 nucleotides. The record is from RefSeq and is a predicted model, not a curated record. Lineage: Eukaryota; Metazoa; Chordata; Mammalia; Rodentia; Muridae.